AUGGAGGACGAAGACGCGGAGCCCUCCCAUCGCUACGGCCGCCUCCGCGCGCAAAUGGACGGCUCUAUGGCUUCUGGGAUUGGCAAUGAGAAAGCAACUACAGAUGUUGAUGACUCUACAUGGGAUGCUUUUGAUAUUUCAUCUUCAGAAGAUGAAUAUGAAAUACCUUCGUCUGAUGAUGAUGAUAGCAUUUUUGGUGAUCCUGAAUCUGAGUCUGAUAAUAUGGACAUCGAUGAUGAAGACAGCAUAAGAGAGACAGAUGAUGAACCCACUUCUGAAAAUACGAGUGAUGUUGUUGUAAUCAGAAACAGUGAGCUUACCUACUAUGGGGAUUCUGAUUUGGAAGACUUUGCUUAUGAAGAGGAUAUUCCUGAGCAGUCGAAAUCAUUAGAAGGGGGGGUUUCACAGCUGUCAAAAUCUGAAUGCAAAAGCGAAGUGACAGGAAGUUCCCAGUUGGACCAUACUAAGCAGGAAGAUAAUAAGGAUCCAUAUGAUAUUGAUGCGGAAAUGAGCAGACAGCGAAAGUAUGAGGCUGUAAGGGCCAUGAUCUUUGUUUCCGAAGAGGCUGCCUAUUAUUUCUACAACAAGUAUGCCAAAGAACAUGGUUUUAGCAUUCGACGUGAGAAGAAAAAGGAACGCCUUGAUGAAUUAGGGACACCCACCAUUCGUGUGUCGUAUAACAGGAAAAAGGGUGUUUGGACUGUUCUGAGAUUUGACAACAAUCACAACCAUAAGCCUGCUACAGCUGAUCAAAUCGCUUUUAUGAGGUCUCAUAGAAAGAUCAAGGCUCAUCAGAAAUCUAGGAUCAUGUCACUGGGAGCUGCUGGGAUGAGAUUAUUCAACAUUAUGAGGACAUUUAUCAGUGACAAUGGAAAAUACAGCAUGGUAGGAUUUGUAAGAAAGGAUCUUUACAACAUGUCUUGCCGUGAAAAGAGGAAGAUGCUUGCAAAGGGUGACGCCAACACAACCAUUGGCAUUAUGGAGAAGAGGAAGCGAGAUGAUCCUGAAUUCUAUUUUGAUUACAAGCUUGGUAAAGGUGGAAAAUUGUUACACCUAUUCUGGUGUGAUUCUCAGUCUCGGCAGGACUAUGCCGACUUCGGUGACGUGCUGGUGUUUGACAGCACGUACAAAACAAAUCGGUAUGCUAUGCCGUUCAUACCUUUUAAGCCUAAAGGGAUCAUCAGCGAUGGGGACGCUGCAAUGAUCGCCGCUGUUGGUAAAGUCUUUCCGGGCGUGUGGUACCGUGUUUGUACGUGGCAUAUUGAGAAGAACAUGAAGAAGCACAUUGACUCCCUGGCUCACAAUGAAUUCCGGUCGCUGCUGUACUACACCACUUCAGAACAAGUAUUCGAGGAGAGAUGGAGGGCAUUUGUCGAGAAGCACCAGACGGAAUUAACCAAAGAAUGGAUGAAGAGGAUGUAUAGGAGGAAGAAGUUGUGGUCAGCCGCGUAUCUAGCGAAUGGAUAUUUCCUCGGAAUGAAAAGCAACCAGAGGAGCGAGAGUUUGAACUCCACCCUACACACCCACCUUGACUUUGGACUGACAAUGGUGGAUAUGGUUGUGCACUACGAGAAUAACAGUAGCCGUGUCCGGGAGGAAGAGGCCCGCCGGGACACCAUAGACUCUCAGACGGUACCGGUUGCAGUUACCAGGUACAAGGAUAUAGAGAUGUCUGCUGCCCGUAAAUUCACUGCUACAAACUUCUACCUCGUUCAAGGGGAGCUGAAAAAGAUUGGGGGCCUAGAGAUUACUGCACAGAUCACUGUAUGA
This is a messenger RNA of Lolium perenne, 1770 nucleotides long. Lineage: Eukaryota; Viridiplantae; Streptophyta; Magnoliopsida; Poales; Poaceae. The record is from RefSeq and is a predicted model, not a curated record.